Messenger RNA from Trichoplax adhaerens, 1836 nucleotides. RefSeq lists its product as uncharacterized. Gene Ontology annotation, cellular component: membrane. The record is from RefSeq and is a predicted model, not a curated record. NCBI's taxonomy places the organism in Eukaryota, Metazoa, Placozoa, Uniplacotomia, Trichoplacea, Trichoplacidae. Bases 1 to 1836 code for a protein of 611 amino acids. Gene Ontology annotation, biological process: adenylate cyclase-activating G protein-coupled receptor signaling pathway; cell surface receptor signaling pathway. The transcript is spliced from 19 exons. Gene Ontology annotation, molecular function: G protein-coupled receptor activity.
AUGGCGUCAUCUGUAACAUGCACAAAUAAUUCUUCAUUAUUCGUACCUUCCAGCACUAAAGAACCACCGGCAAGUUCAAAAUCUUUACCAAGUUUGCCUACAUCAAUAAUUACAUCAUGGAUAAAUGCUAGUAACUUAGAAACUGGACUGUCCGCGGCGUUUCAAGCUCUUUAUUCUAUAUCAACUCUAAUCGAAAAUGAGAAACCCGUUACGACAGGCAUCCAAGUAUUACAAGAGCUCCAUAAUGUAUUCAAAAGCUCGAAAAAUAUCACUAGCCAAGACCUUAAUUUUUCGGCAAGAAUUUUGGAUCGAUUGCAACUCAUGGUUAAAAUUCAGAAUGAAUCAUGUGAAAUCAAGGAAAGCUAUUUUAAGUUGACAGAUCUAAAGAGAUUAAUGAAGAUUACUCACGUUUACACUACACAAGUAGCGGAAAAUCUUGAACUUGAAAGUGUUUUCAUUGUUAACUCUCCUGAAAUGACAUUCCAUAUUCAACGGAUUCGGGUUCAAGAUUUUCUUCGAAACCCUUAUCGAACUACUUUCAGAAGAUUAUAUGGUAAUGAGUUACUGGCUAAUGAAUUUAUUUUGCCUUCCUAUGCUGCGUCCAAUAUGAAUGUAUCUGGUGCAAUAUCAGUUGCUGCAUCGUAUUAUACAACCUUGAAUCACCUAAUAAAUAGAGAUUUGAAAAGGCCUAAUGAAGGAAGCAUUGAUGUAGCCGGAGAAAUCAUCAAUUCUGAUAUUAUAAGUUCUUUAACGUUGCCAGAUAUUUCAUCCAUUAAUGUUACUUGCGUUCAUUGGGACUUUACAAUAGGGAAAGAUGGGAGUUGGUCUGCUACCGGUUGUAAACUAAUUUCUAGUAACAAAACACAUACUGUCUGCCACUGCCGACAUUUAACUCAAUUUGCAGUAUUAAUGAGAGUUUCGGGUCAAGAGAUAUUAUGCAGGAUCUUAGCUAUUGGUCUCCAUCUAUGCUAUUUAUCAGUUUUUAUGUGGAUGUUGGUAGAAGGCCUUCACUUGUAUUUGCAAAUUGUAACAGUAUUCGAUGAAAAAGACCGUUCACUCCUUUACUGUGCAAUUGGAUGGGGUAAAAUGUUUAGUUUAAAAUCAUUGGAUUAUCGGCAGCAAUACGCUACCAUGAUUAUGGAAUUAAUGGAAGGUAAUGGACUUAUUUGGGCCUUUGCAGGGCCUGCAAUAGUUAUUAUUUUGAUCAAUUUCAUUAUUAUGCUGAUUGUUACGAAAAUUGCAAUAAGUAAAACAGCAGCAGUAGCCGUUAGAACUGGCAAUCAACAUUUUAGAAAUUUAAGGACUGCUACGAGAGCCAUUAUUCUUCUAAUGCCUUUGCUAGGCUUAACAUGGACAUUUGGUCUUUUAGCAGCCGAUGAUAAUACCGUCUUCUUUGCAUAUUUAUUCGUGAUAUUGAACGGCUUGCAGGGGGUUUUUAUUUUUAUAUCACAGUGCGUCUACAAUUCAGAGGUUCGAAAUGGCUUUCGCCGAUUUAUGAACCGUUAUGGGCUUACGAGUAAAUUGCAUAGAGAUUUUUCUACCGCUCUUAAGCCACUCAAGUCAACGACAGAAGGUGUAGCAACUGGAGCAAAGAAUUCCUCACAAGAAGAAGAACCACAUUCUGCACGUCCAUUUGAUGCAGCCUCUGGAUGUAAUAAUAAAUCCAAGUCAAAGAAGCGAUCAUCAAAUCGUAAUAAAGAUCUAAUCAUAAUCAAUGAAGCCAAUACAGUGAAUAAAAUGACUAAAUCGAAAUCAUUAAUCGGACCUGAUAUUAAUAUCAACGAGAUUCCAGAAAACAAAUUAUCAGCAAGUCAUUCUCAUCAAAUUAUAAAUUAA